Aspergillus calidoustus is the source of this 294-nucleotide messenger RNA. The record is from the annotation of a GenBank genome assembly. NCBI's taxonomy places the organism in Eukaryota, Fungi, Ascomycota, Eurotiomycetes, Eurotiales, Aspergillaceae.
AUGCUAGCCGCCACCGGCCCGCUAGGGACAUGCCAGUCACUACCCGCGCUCCAGAGCUUCUUUCCUGGGGACUACGCUGCGCCAGCCGGCCACGACCAUGAUAACCACGAGCUGAUCCUGCGCCUGGUUGGCGCCGCAUUUGAUCAGGUCCUAGACCAGGCGCUGAGGACGCUAGACACCACCCAGCUACCCAUCCUCGAAAUCUUUGAGAGCAACCAAGCAGGCUACCGCGGCCGCCAGCCCCUACAGCGGCCGCAGAAGGCCACGACAAUCACCCACUACGCGCAGUACUAG